UGAGAGAGCUACUUCUAAGGUAUCUUAGAACUGUAAGAUUCUUCAAAACAACUUGAAAGUCACAGGGGCAACAAAUAAUAACUUGGGUUUACCUGAAAGAGUGCAGAAAUUACUUAGGCCUCUGGGCGUCGCUGUUGACCACCUAAGAAGUAAGCCUGUGAGACAUCCACUCCAACAUUACGGCUCGCAUAACACAAAGGGCUGGGCGUUUGGCCCGCAAGCUUCGGGAAGGCAAAAAAAUUAAGUCCAGCAGCCCACUACUCUCCACAGUUACCUGGGUCCCGUGAAUGCUGGUCAUCUCAGACCCUGAGGAAUAAAGAUUGGAAGCCCGCCCUGGAUGCUGGAAGUUGCCUGGGAGAAAAGACUGCAGCUCAAGAAAUGGCGGCUCUGCUAAAGUUGCCAAACCGCGGAAGGCUUGCCCUGCUGUGCCUUCUUUUGGCGACCCUGUGGGAGGCUGGAGCUGGGCAGAUGCGCUAUUCUGUGCCAGAAGAGAUCGAAAAGGGCUCAUUCGUGGGUAACAUCGCUAAGGACUUGGGGCUGGAGCCCCGGGAGCUGGCGGAGCGCGGAGUCCGCAUCGUCUCCAGAGGUAGGACGCAGCUCUUUGCUCUGAACCCGCGAAGCGGCAGCUUGGUCACCGCGGGCAGGAUAGACCGGGAGGAGCUCUGCGCUCAGAGCGCACGGUGUCUGCUGAGUUUCAACAUACUCCGGGAAGAUAAAUUGAGUAUUUAUUCAGUAGAGGUGGAAAUAACAGAUAUUAACGAUAAUGCCCCUCGCUUUGUAGUAGAGGAACUGGAGCUAAAAAUCAGUGAAUUGACUAUGCCAGGAUUCCGGAUCCCUCUGAAGAGCUCGCAUGAUGCAGACGUCGGGGAGAACACCCUCCAAAGGUACGAACUUAAUUCAAAUGACCACUUCUCCCUGGACGUGCGAAGCGGAAAAGAUGGGAAUAAGUAUCCAGAGCUGGUGCUGGAACGCGCCCUUGACCGUGAGGAAGAGGCCGUUCACCAUCUCGUUCUUGUGGCUUUGGAUGGGGGCGACCCUGUCAGAUCUGGCACCUCCCGCAUCCGCGUGAUGGUCCUGGAUGCGAACGACAACGCGCCUGUUUUUACACAGCCCGAGUACCUUGUAAAUGUUCCAGAGAAUACUCCCGUAGGCACCCGGAUACUCACAGUGACCGCCACUGACGCAGAUGAGGGAUACAACGCUCAAGUGGCAUAUUUUCUGGAGAAAAAUCCUGAAGAAACCUCAGAGGUAUUUGAGCUCAAGUCAUCAUCUGGAGAACUAACGAUCACAAAAAGCCUAGAUUAUGAGGAUGCCAAAUUCCAUGAAAUUGAUAUUGAAGCUCAGGAUGGUCCAGGCCUUCUGACCAGAACGAAGGUCAUUGUCACUGUUCUCGACGUAAAUGACAAUCCCCCAGAAUUUUACAUGACAUCUGCUACCAGCUCGGUUCCUGAAGACUCUCCUCCAGGAACCAUAAUUGCACUUUUCAAUGUACAUGACAGAGACUCUGGACAGAAUGCAUUUGUCACAUGUUCACUCCCGGAGAACCUUCCUUUCAAAUUAGAAAGGUCAGUGGACAAUUACCACCGACUGGUUACAACCAGAGUCCUUGACAGGGAACAGUUUUCCUUAUACAACAUCACUGUGAUCGCUAAAGAUGGAGGGAACCCAUCUCUGUCCACAGAUGCUCACAUUUUGCUGCAGGUGGCAGACAUCAAUGACAACCCUCCCACCUUUCCCCACACAUCCUACUCUGCCUACAUUCCAGAAAACAACCCCAGAGGUGCCUCCAUCUUUUCCAUGAUGGCCCAUGACCCCGACAGUGAUGACAACGCCCAUGUAACCUAUAACUUGGCUGAGGACAUCAUUCAGGGGGCACCUCUGUCCUCCUACAUCUCCAUCAACUCUGACACUGGCAUCCUCUAUGCACUGCAUUCCUUUGACUAUGAGCAGUUUCAUGAACUGCAGUUGUGGGUGACAGCACAGGAUGGCGGGAACCCACCACUCAGAAGCAACGUGUCUCUGAGCAUAUUCGUGCUGGACCAGAAUGACAACGUGCCAGAAAUUUGUACCCCGCCCUCCCCUACCGACAGUUCCACGGGUGUAGAGCUGGCACCCCCGCUCUGCAGAGCCCGGGAUACCUGGUGACCAAGGGUGGUGGCUGUGGACAGAGACUCGGGCCAGAACGCCUGGCUGUCCUACCGCCUGCUCAAGGCCAGCGAGCCGGGACUCUUCGCGGUGGGGCUGCACACGGGCGAGGUGCGCACAGCGCGGGCCCUGCUGGACAGAGACGCGCUCAAGCAGAGCCUGGUGGUGGCGGUCCAGGACACGGCCAGCCCCCUCUUUCGGGCCACGGUCACACUCACCGUGGCAGUGGCGGACAGCAUCCAGGCCCUGGCCGACUUGGGCAGCAUCAGGACCUCUGCCAACCACGACUCAGGUCUCACACUCUAUCUGGUGGUGGCGGUGGCCGCGGUGUCCUGCGUCUUCCUCGCCUUUGUCAUUGUGCUUCUGGCGCUCAGACUGUGGCGCUGGCAUAAGUCGCGUCUGCUCCAGGCUUCAGGAGGCAGGUUAGCGGGUGUGCCCGCCUCCCACUUUGUGGGCGUGGACGGGGUGCGGGCUUUCCUGCAGACCUAUUCCCACGAGGCCUGGCUCACCGCGGACUCGCGGGGGAGUCACGUGAUCUUCCCGCAGCCCAACUACGCGGACACGCUCGUCAGCCAGGAGAGCUGUGAGAAAAAGGAUUUUCUUUCAGAACCUCAACUUACACCUGAAAACAAAGAAGAAACUUUUUCUCAGGUAAACUCUCUUCGCAAUAUACCUGUGAGCUACUUUGCUAAAAGAAAUAAAUUUACCUAAUUACUUAGCUGUCUCCACGGUUUUACCAUACCUUUCUAUUUCCCAUAUUUC
Messenger RNA from Balaenoptera musculus (blue whale), 2907 nucleotides. RefSeq names its product protocadherin gamma-A2-like. The record is from RefSeq and is a predicted model, not a curated record. Gene Ontology annotation, biological process: homophilic cell-cell adhesion. Gene Ontology annotation, cellular component: plasma membrane. Gene Ontology annotation, molecular function: calcium ion binding. Lineage: Eukaryota; Metazoa; Chordata; Mammalia; Artiodactyla; Balaenopteridae.